GUGGCGCAUGCUUGCGGGGUGAUGCUGGGAAGAUGGAGUCCCUCGUCAAGUGUGCUGGUUGCGGAAAGAAAACCGGAGUGAAGACCAACGGCCACCGGAACUCGUGGACUGCAGUUUGCAACGCGCCUUGCAACGAGCGGGGUGGGCCACGCUAUGACAUGGAUGAUGGAGCGGCCAACAGUGCUUUCACCAGUGGGCUUCGUUCUUCGGGCGCCCAG
Cladocopium goreaui is the source of this 218-nucleotide messenger RNA. The record is from the annotation of a GenBank genome assembly. NCBI's taxonomy places the organism in Eukaryota, Dinophyceae, Suessiales, Symbiodiniaceae.